AGGUUGUUUUACAUGCUGUUUUUGUUUUUGGCAGCUGAGUGUGAAACCCUCUGUCUCACAUUUAACUUCUUGCCUUGGACAAAGUGAAAAUGAAGAAGGACAAGAAAAUGGUAAUUAAAAAAGAUCAUAGAUCACACUAUUUUAGUUUGUAGCUUUGGAUCACAGGGGAAGAUUAUAUGAAGUGGUAAAUGACCAACUAAGGCUUGCACUGUGAAAUAGAAUAUGCUGAACUGAAGUUCUAUCAUACAAUACAAAUAAUCUAUUUUCCCUUUGUCCAAGUCAAACAAUCUUCACCAAUUACAAAGCCUGAGAAACUGCCAAAUGUUUGGAUAUAGAACCAGAAAUGAUAAAGAAUUAAAUAUGUGGAACUAAUAACUGUGACCUGGUCAGAUCUAAAACUAAACCAGUUCAAAGAGCCACACACUUUGCACAUAUAAAAGCACAAACUAGCUAAGGCAAAAAACAUAGCAACCAAACUUCAGUUCCUUCUAACACUCACCCUUUAGCAUAAGCUUAACCAAAGUAUCAAACCAAGCAAGCAUAGUAGUUAUUGCUCUCAAAGAAUCACCCUUUAAGCCUAAUCAAUUCAGGAAACAGAAAAAGCUCAAAAGGGGUAGAUGGCAAGGAAGAGAAAAGUUGGUGAAGUUGUGGAAGAGAGAAACAUAUGUGAGGGAACCAUGGCUUGGGAUGAGAUGAUGAAACAAGCUGCAGCACUUGGAGGAGUUCAAAGAGCCAGAAAGAGGUUUGUUGGGGUGAGGCAAAGGCCAUCAGGUAGAUGGGUGGCUGAGAUCAAAGACACCAUUCAGAAGAUCAGAGUGUGGUUGGGGACUUUUGACACUGCUGAGGAAGCUGCAAGAGCCUAUGAUGAGGCUGCAUGCUUGCUUAGAGGUGCAAACACAAGGACAAACUUCUGGCCAUGUUCUCAAUCUUCCACAAGUCCAGCACUUUCCUCAAAAAUCACAAAUCUCCUCCUUCAAAGGCUUAAAGAAAGGAACAACAACACUUGCUCCUCUUCCUCAUCCUCCACCUCCACCUCACUUCUCAUCAACCACCAACAUAUGCAACAAGAGGUUGAUGCAUAUGGUGAUGGAUCAACACAAUUCUCAAUUGACCAAUUCACUGACUUUCUCAAUGACCCUGAAGAUUAUAGCACCAGCAGCAAUGACUUCAUCAACAACAGUGCACAGAUUGACUACAUUACUAGCAGUUUUGAAUCAUGUUUGACUGAAGAUACAAAAGUGGAUGUGCAAUACAAAACCAGCAUUGUGACACCACAGACUUCAAGUACUGAUGACAGCAACUCAGGAGUGGAGGACAGUGAAGAAGAAGGCACUGAUUUCAGGUUUCUAGACAACAUUGCUCCACCUGGUUACUAUUCUCCUUUUGAGAUGGCUGAAGAGAUGGAGGAGCCUGUGGAGGCAGAGAACUAUGGAGGUGAUGAGCCUUCAAUGCUCAGAGCUAUGAUGAAGAGAAUGACAUAUGAGAGGAAGUUCUCAGCUUCUCUCUAUGCCUUCAAUGGAAUACCUGAAUGCUUGAAGUUGAAACUUGAAUCAGCAAACAUGAAGGGAAGAGGAAUAAUAACUGAUCAAUUAACCAGCCUCCAAAUGGCCUGCAGCAAAAACAGGCUUGAGAAGAAUGAAGAGGAGAAAGAGUACAUGGCAACAAUGGAUGAGAAACAGGAAGAACAACACCAACAACAAACAACAACAACAACUGACAUGGAUUCUUCUAGUGUUGAUGGAGAACUUUUACUUUGGAAUUCACUAGAUCUUCCUCCAAUUUGCUUUGUUAAUUUGCUAGAAAACGGUUCAUUCAAUUAGCAAUAUCAUUCAUUUUGUGUAACAUUAUUUAUUCUGAGAACAAUUAUAUUGUAACAUUAGGCUUUGUAGUAAGCAUGAAGUAAUAUCUUCUGCUAAUUGAAAUGCUUUAUAUUUUCUUAUUUUAUUCAUAGUUCUUAGUAUGGAUGAGUAACAUUGAAUUUUAUUCUGUAACAGAAGCUAGUAUUGACAAUGAAUUUGAGACUAGUAUAACAUGACUAUGUGUUAUCUUUGCAAUGUAUUCCAAUUUAGUUGUAAAAGGGUUUUGGCUUAUGCCAUGCCUUAUUAUACAUUAUUCUUGAUAAAAAGAAUUAGAAAAAUGUAAAUUAAUAUCUUAUGUUUCUUUAUUUUUUUUGUCCA
Messenger RNA from Vigna radiata var. radiata (mung bean), 2177 nucleotides. Its product is annotated as dehydration-responsive element-binding protein 2F-like. The transcript has a single exon. The coding region runs from base 618 to 1820 and encodes 400 amino acids. Gene Ontology annotation, molecular function: DNA-binding transcription factor activity; DNA binding. Gene Ontology annotation, biological process: regulation of DNA-templated transcription. The record is from RefSeq and is a predicted model, not a curated record. NCBI's taxonomy places the organism in Eukaryota, Viridiplantae, Streptophyta, Magnoliopsida, Fabales, Fabaceae.